AUGGAAACGUUAGAAGGUCGAAAACGUCAUGGAGGAUGUAUGAAAUUUCUCGGUGAAUAUUGGGCUCUUCUUAUCAAAAUGCUUCUCUUAACAAAACGUAAACGUGGUCAAACCAUAGCAGAAUUCCUUCUUGCAUAUAUAUUUUUGGCUCUUCUACUUGGUAUGCGAUAUCUUCUUGAUCGUAACUAUUAUCAAGCACGACAAAUAACACCAUUUCUUCCUCAUGAGUCAAUGUUAAGUAAUAGUACAACUGCUAAUAUAACAUAUUAUUAUCCUUACAGUGUAUGUACGGAUACAAUUGUAAGAACUGCUGUUAACAAUCUAGCACAGAAUGUUCCUGGUUUUCCUACUACCGUUCAAUCGAUUACGGAUCCAACUUUAUCAUCUCUAACAAAUUCAACAUUGGAAACAAUUUUUGCAUUUGUUUAUUUUACUAAUAUUGAUAAUUCAUGUGCUACUGCUGUUUCAAUACCAGAUCAAGUUCAAUAUACAUUACGCAUGCAAGAAAAUGGCCUUACAUAUUAUCGUGCUCAACAAGUUAAACUUUAUGAAAGUGAUUAUUUUUGGAAACGUUCACCAGAAGAUUAUUGUCAAGACAAUAAAACGAUGCUUAAUUAUACAACUCAAUUUUUAGGUGUUCAAUAUUUUAUUGAUUUAUCAAUUAUUGAAUAUGCAACUAACAUCAAUCAGAGUAUAUCAAGUAUUUAUAUGUAUCAUUUCGGUUGUCCUGAAGUUUAUUUGGAUCAGCUUCAUUCGGGCUUUAAUUUCUUUGUUCCAUUAUUUUAUUCUAUUAUCUAUGUCGUAACAUUUAUUUUGAAUGUUGGAUACAUCGUCGAAGAACGUGCGAAUAAAACUAAGGAAUAUUUACGAAUCUUCGGUCUUCGUACUUGGGUCAAUAAUCUAGUUUGGGUAACACGAUCAAUGUUAAUUUAUUUCAUAUUAACUUGUAUUUCGACUCUAUUGAGUAAAGUUGCUUUUAAUGGUUCAAGUAGUCAAUGGAAUAGUGCUAGUAAAGCUGUUUUUAAUAAUACACAUUGGACAGUUCUAUGGACAGUCUUAUUUGUUUAUUCCAUUCAAGUAUCGACAUUUGCUGUUUUUUUUGGACAACUUUUUAAACGAACUUUAUUAGCCAAAUUAAUUGGUUUGAUUAUUUGGAUUUUAACAUUUAUCGAUUAUUAUUCGCGUGCACCAGUUGGUCUUCGAUAUUUUCUAUGUUUAUUUCCAAAUGCUGGUCUUUUAUUUUGUAUACAAGUUAUGGAACAAUAUGAACGUCGAAGUAGUGGUAUGGUUACAUAUGGAGAACUUUACUCAAAUAUAUUUGAAUAUCGAUUAUAUAUUGGUCUUUGUCUUUUGCUUAUGUUAAUCUAUUCUGUAAUUUAUAUGUUUCUGGCUAUUUAUGUUGAACGUGUCAAUCCUGGUGAAUUUGGUAUUUCACAACCAUGGAAUUAUUUAUUUAAAAAGUCUUAUUGGACAUCAUCAGCAGUAGUACGACCAUCUGAUAUUGGAAAUAAUUUUAGUAAAAUCGACAAUGAUAUAUCGAAUAAUAAUCAUUGGAUUGAAAUGAAUAAUAUUGAGAAGAAAAAAAAUCCAUCUAUGAAAAUAGAUCAUUUAACUAAAACAUUUAAAAAUGUUCAAGCUGUUUCAAAUCUUUCACUUGAUUUUUAUCCUGGUGAAGUAUGUACCUUGUUAGGACAUAAUGGUGCGGGAAAAACAACUACAACGUUUAUUCUUGUUGGAAUGUUAAAACCUACAUCUGGUAGUGUAACUAUUCAAGGAUUAGAUAAUCAAAUACAUAUUGAAGAAGUUCGACAUUAUCUCGGUUUUUGUCCACAAUAUGACAUUCUUUACGAUGAAUUAUCUGUUGAAGAACAUUUAGAAUUAAUUGCUAAAAUGCGUCAUCUAGAUAAACAAUUAAUGAAAGAAUCAAUUGAAAUAAUUCUUAAUUUAAUUGGAUUAACUAAUGAUCGAAAUACUUUAUCAAAAGAUUUAUCAGGUGGAAUGAAACGUCGAUUAUCAAUUGGAAUUUCUUUAAUCAAUAAUCCAAAAGUUAUUAUUCUUGAUGAACCAACAAGUGGUAUUGAUCCUUAUAAUCGCCGUCUUAUAUGGGCUAUUAUUCGAAAAUUAAAACUAACAGGAAAAUGUGUAUUAUUAACAACACAUUUUCUUGAAGAAGCCGAUGUUUUAUCUGAUCGUAUUGCUAUUAUGAGUAGAGGUCGAUUACAAGCUAAUGGUACACCAGAUUUUCUCAAACAACGAACAGAUUUUGAAUAUCGAUUAUUAGUGGAUAAACAAGAAGAAUGUUUUAGUGAUCGUAUAACACAAUUUAUACAAGAAUAUGUUGGUAAUGUUGUUUUAGAACGUGAAUCAGCUGCUGAACUUGUUUAUGGUAUAAAACGUGGUGAAUCAAAACAAAUUGAACUAUUAAUUAAUGCACUCGAUCAAAAUAAACAAACAAUUGGAAUUAAUUCUUAUGGUUUAUCAAUGACAACUAUUGAAGAUGUUUUUCUUCGAUUAGUUCAAGAAGAAGAUGAAAAUGAUCCAACUCAAGAGAAUACAAAACGUCAAUUAGAUGAUCAAGUUUUUCGUAAACAAUAUCAACGUGUUUAUGGUUUUGAUCUAUUUUGGACUCGUGUGCGGGCAUUAUUAAUUAAACGAUGGCAUGUUUCUCGUCGACAAAUUAGUUUAUUUUUAGGCUUUUUUCUACUAUCAAUAAUAGCUGAAAUACUUUUUGUUUCUGCUGUACCAACACCAAAAGAAAUUCAAACAUCACUUUCAAAUAAUCCACGUGUUACUGAUGCUCAAGUAACAUUAAUUCCAUCAAUUUAUAAUUCACAAACCAUAGUUGCAUAUGCAAAUAGUAAUACAAAUAAUAUCCAAACACGUCUUAUUAAUUAUUUAACAGAUACAGGUGCUACUAUUGUUAAUAUAACCGAUGAUAAUGUACUUAAUUAUGUUAGAGCAAGAUAUUAUGAAUCGGAAGAUAUUUUUGUAAAUAAAUAUCAAUUAAGUUUUGCUGCAUAUAAUAAUGGAACAUCAUCAUCACCAUCAUUAAGAAUGAAUGCAUAUUUUUCAACAGUUAAUUUUCAUACCAUGCCAACAAGUUUAGGUGUUGCAGCAACAAAUCUCUAUCAAUUCUAUGCUAAUUCAUCAUCAAAAAGUAUUGUUACAAUAAAUAAACCAAUAAUAACAAAUCCAAAAUCUGGAUCUUAUCUUGCUGAAGUUAUAUCUGUUCUUUAUUGUUUUGAAGUAUUUCCAAUAUCAUUAUUUAGUUUUUUAAAUAGUAUUAUAGCAGCAAUAUUUAUUGGUAUUCUUAUAUUGACAUUAGUAACGGAACGUAUAAGUCAUUCAAAAGAUCUUCAAUUAUUAACAAAUUUAAAAAAACGAAUAUAUUGGUUUUCAAAUUGGAUUUUUGAUUUUGUAUUAUGUUUAAUUCUUAUUUCACUUUUAACGAUUGUUGUUAAAAUUGGUGCUAUAGCAAAUUCAAAAAGUGAUGCUGAAGUUCAUGUUUAUCAAAAUUCAUCAGCAACUGGUUAUUUUUUUUUUAUGUAUCUUAUGUAUACAUUAGCAUCAUUACCAUUUCUCUAUGUAUUUUCAUUUAUUCCAAAUUCAUCAAUUAUGGGUUUUACAAAUUUUUUUAUUAUAAAUAUUAUUACAUGUGUUAUUGAUGCAGUUGUUACUUCUUUUACUGUCUUUAUUAAAAAUGAUACACCAUCAGCAGGUCCUACUAAAGUGUAUACAAUUGUCAAUGUUAUUCGUUCAAUUUUUGCUGUUCUACUUCCAACAGUCAAUUUAAAACAGGCUCUUUCUAAUAUUCAACUACACGAAAAUACUGGAUGUAUAUCAGUAUACAAUUCAUUAAUAGGUACGAAAUUUUCUACAAAUGAUUCAUUGAUGUCAACUAGUAGACCCGGUGUUGGUGCACAAUUUAUUAUAUUUUUUGUACAAAUUAUAUUUUGGUGGAUAAUUUUAAUUGUGAUUGAAAGUCGUCGUAGAAUUCGACAAUGUUGUCACGGAUGUUGUUGUUGUGGAAAUGAUUUAGCAGAUUCAACAUUAACAGAUGAAUGGAAUGAUUCGCUAUUAGAUGAAGAUGUACGACGAGAACGUCAAUUAAUUUUGCAAGACAAUGAAAUGUCAAAAACAUCUGUAAUUGUUGUGGAAGAUCUUGUCAAAAAAUUUACAAAAAGAAAAGCAAAAUCUAGUGGUAAACAAAAUUAUCUAGCAGUUAAUCAUUUAAAUUUUCAUGUGCAAAAACGAGCAUGUUUUGGUCUAUUGGGGGCAAAUGGAGCAGGAAAAACUACAACAUUUCGUAUGUUAGUAAAUGAUAUUAAAUCAACAUCAGGCAAAAUAAUUAUCAAUGGAAAAAACAUGAACGAAAUGAAACGUGAUUUAGAAAUUGGGUUUUGUCCACAAUUUGAUUGGCUCAUAUAUGAUCUUACUGUUUCAGAAACAUUAACUUUAUUUGCCAGGUUAAAAGGUGUGGAAGCAUCAGAAAUAUCAGAAAUGUGUAAUAAUAUGAUAAAUAUAUUUGGUCUUGAAAUGUAUGGAAACCGUCAAGUACAAAAAUUAAGUGGUGGUAAUAAACGAAAAGUUAGUGCAGCUUUAGCAUUCAUGGCCAACCCAGCAUUAGUAUUUUUGGAUGAACCAACAACAGGUUUGGAUGCAGCUGCUAAACGAAAAUUAUGGAAAGUAAUUCGAGCUGCACGUGAUGUUGGUUUGACAAUUAUUAUGACAAGUCAUAGUAUGGAAGAAUGUGAAGCUCUAUGUACUAAAAUUGGUAUUAUGAAAAUGGGUCAAUUUAUGUGCCUUGGAAAUUUACAACAUUUAAGAAAUCGUUUUGGUAAUGGAUAUGCUGUCAAAGUAAAAGUAGCCGGUGAUAAUGUAGAUAAUGUCAAAGUUGAAUUAAUGUCAGAUUUACCAGGACUUGAAAUACAAGAUCAACAUAAUGAAGUGCUAUUUUGUAAUGUACCAUUUUCCUAUUCAUCAACAGAUGAAGAAAAUCCAACCAAAUUGCCUUAUAAUUUGGCGAGUGUGUUUGAAAUAUUGAAUGGAAAAAAAGAACAUAAAAUAAUUGAAUCAUAUUCAGUGACACAAACAACACUUGAACAAAUUUUUGUUCAACUUGCUGGUGAAGAUGAAGAUGCUUCAUCUGAUCGACGAGAUAAUAAUGAACAAACUAUUCCACCAACGACAACAAGACUGUAA
Rotaria sp. Silwood1 is the source of this 5202-nucleotide messenger RNA. Lineage: Eukaryota; Metazoa; Rotifera; Eurotatoria; Philodinida; Philodinidae. The record is from the annotation of a GenBank genome assembly.